This is a messenger RNA of Rhopalosiphum maidis (corn leaf aphid), 1151 nucleotides long. RefSeq names its product protein atonal homolog 7-like. The coding region runs from base 168 to 662 and encodes 164 amino acids. Gene Ontology annotation, biological process: developmental process; regulation of transcription by RNA polymerase II. Gene Ontology annotation, molecular function: RNA polymerase II transcription regulatory region sequence-specific DNA binding; protein dimerization activity; DNA-binding transcription factor activity, RNA polymerase II-specific. NCBI's taxonomy places the organism in Eukaryota, Metazoa, Arthropoda, Insecta, Hemiptera, Aphididae. The transcript is spliced from 3 exons. The record is from RefSeq and is a predicted model, not a curated record.
UAAUGCUUUUCAAGUUUUAAAAAUGAAAUAUGUUAUUAUUUAUUUGAUGUAAAAUAUAAUAAGUAUUAUUAUACAUACAUGGAUACAAAUAAUUUAUUAUUAAGUAACAACGUAACUAUUGGCGUUCCAACUUGUGAGUAUCUUACACAAAAACAAUACUAUGUGACAUGGGCAGACGCAGACCGGACUGGUGGUUGGAACAACAACAUCAACAGCAGCAACGGGACUUGCUGGAGGACGGUUGUCCUAGGAACGCAGCCAACGCGAGGGAGAGGGCUAGGAUGCGUGUGCUGAGCAAGGCGUUCGGCCGACUCAAGACGACACUGCCAUGGGUGCCGGCCGACACCAAACUGUCUAAGUUAGACACGUUGAGGUUGGCCACUACAUACAUAGCACACUUGAGCUCGUUGUUGACGACUACCGAGCGGUCGGAUAGCAUCGUGGACCAGGGGGAGACCGCGACUCAGGUUGCGGUCACGUCCACGCAACCAAUAAACUACGCCAUGACUUGGCCGUACAACGCACACAGCGCCGCUAAACAAUGUUCAUCACCCGACGAUGAUGAUUGUAGAUAUAACUGUUAUAGUAGUUAUAAUAAUUCACUAGAAGGAAAAUCGUAUUCAACUUACGACACUUACUACAAGCCAUCGAUCAAUUCGUGAAUAUCUGUCAUUCAUGUAUAUUUUAUUCAAUAAAGACCUAGGUGCUUUAAAAAAAAAAUUAUCAUUAUUAACUUAACACCUGUAAAAUAUUUGUAUUCUUAUUUUAUGAUAGGUCAACAUUUCAUUUAUAGAUUUGCACGUAAUUUAAAAUAAACUGUAUAAUAAUAAAUUAUUUAUAAUUUAAUAAAAAUAAUGACAACAAUAGCAACUGGUUUUUUGGGCGUGUAUACAUCACAUAAUAUAACAAUAAGGUAGACCGAGAAUUGUUCUUGAUAAAAUAUAAUCCAAGGAUUCAAAAAAUAAGAUACUUACAGAGCAAUUAUUUUAUCAAAAAACGAAAUUACCUAACCAAUAAGUAUUUCUAAAUAUCGAGUGUUAAAAAAAAAACCUGUUAUCUGUUAAGAUGUACCUACUAUGGAUUUGGAUAAUAUCAGAGAUAUUAUAUGAUGUGCGAGUGAAUUAUAAUGAUCUGUUUUAGUUUUACACAUU